GGAGCUCAGCUGUUUAGUGAUAAACGAAGAAGACGAUGAAUAAAGCGGAACCGGAAUAGCAAGUACGACGUCGUUUCGGGUGUCAUCAAUGGCGAAAUCGCUGUCGUCUUUUCGUUUUCUAUGCACAAAACGUGUGUUCUCUUCAACAGUGAUGCAUAGACUGUUUCUGUUUCCUUCAAAGAAUGUACAGAAAACCCUCUUUGCGACUUCACCUUCUUCGUUAUUCUUCUCCACGACAUGUACGCCGUACCCACUUCAAUACGAGAUGAUCAUCAGCCGGCCUACUCAAUCGUCACUCGCCAGAGCUCGGCGCCGACCCGUACCCGACUCAGCCAACUCAGCGGACUCACCGGAGAACAAAAACCCAGACGUGGAACUGGGUUUUGAUUCAUGGAUAGAUAAAAAAUUGGGUGAGGAGAAGGAAAUAAGCGGACCCAGUUCGAGUAAUUUGGAAAUGGACAAAGCCAAGCGGAAGUAUUAUAGCAAGAGAAGGAAGAGGAUGUACGGGUCGGAUUCUGAUGAUGAUCGGAAAAAUGAGGAUGGUUUCGUGGAGUUAAAGCCGGAAGUUGUGGAGUUCAACAGGCUGCAUAAAAGAGAAGAGGAGUUGUAUUUUUACGAUGCGUUUGCUUAUCCAUGGGAGAAAGAUAAACAUUAUAAGAUGGUGUAUCAGUUGGAGAAGAAAUAUUUUCCUGAUCAGUGUCUGGAUAAGGCGUUUCUUGAACCAGGAGAGUCAAAUGUUGAUAAGAAUGUGAAGGGAAGAGUGAGAGGUAAGAAGAGAGUUGACGAUGGCAGCGGUGGGAAGAGUGGAGAGAAGAGAGAGGAGAAUGUUGGUAGUGCAGAGAAUGAUAAAAAGUUGGUGUUUUUUGAGGAGGAGAAAGAAGAGAAAGGAGGGAAUUUGAGCAAGGAUGUAAAGAGAGAUGUUACAGAGAAGAAGGUGAUGGAGUUCUUCAAGUGUUUGAACAAAGUUCCCAAUGGAAAUGCAGAGGUUGGUGAGGGGGAGCCUUAUCUUGUGACGAGGAAUAGUGAGCUUCCCCCUACAUGGGAUGGACCAUAUGGCACGGUUCUUCUUAUCAAUAAGCCCAAAGGUUGGACUUCAUUUACAGUUUGUGGAAAGCUUCGUUCCGUAGUCAAAGUGAAAAAGGUGGGGCAUGCAGGCACCCUUGAUCCCAUGGCAACUGGUUUAUUAAUUGUAUGUGUUGGUAAAGCCACAAAGUUAGUAGAAAGAUAUCAAGGUAUGGUAAAAGGUUAUAGUGGAGUGUUUCGAUUAGGGGAAGCUACAUCAACUUGGGAUGCUGAUUCACCGGUAAUUCUACGAGAGCCUUGGGAGCAUAUCAAAGAUGAGGAUAUAAAGAAAGCUGCUGCAUCCUUUUGUGGGGAGAUAUGGCAAGUUCCUCCAAUGUUCUCUGCCAUCAAGGUAGGAGGAGAGAAGAUGUAUGAGAAAGCAAGAAGAGGAGAAAGUAUUGAGCUUUCACCUAGAAGAAUCUCGAUUUUCAAGUUUGAUAUUGAGCGGAGUUUAGAUGACAGACAAAAUUUGAUUUUCCGUGUCACAUGCUCAAAAGGCACAUACAUCCGGUCGCUAUGUGCAGAUUUUGGGAAAGCUCUUGGGAGCUGUGCUCAUCUAACUGCUCUUCGAAGAGAUUCAAUCGGGCAGUAUUUAGCCGAUGAUGCAUGGGAAUUCAAGGAGCUGCAAGAGGCAAUUGCUAAAAAUUAUUUCUAACUGCCUGACUCUGAUCUUCUUUCUUCAACAAUUCUUGAAGCCAGAAGGACAAUUGGACAUUGAACCUCUUUUAACUCCAUUUUUCCUCUCUCUUUUUUUCUUAUAAUUUAUUUAAUUUCAGAACCCGAAAAUAUAAUACCCAGGUGUAGAUGUUAGAUUUAUAAGGAAAUGUAGCUUAAAUUUUUUUGGGAAAAUUCUGAAAAUUAUUUAUGUUGCUUGUAAAGAUUAUACAUUACUUCAAUAUAAAGCAAAA
Molecule: messenger RNA, 1970 nt
Organism: Carica papaya (papaya)
Lineage: Eukaryota; Viridiplantae; Streptophyta; Magnoliopsida; Brassicales; Caricaceae
Product: Pseudouridine synthase family protein
Biological process (GO): mRNA pseudouridine synthesis; tRNA modification
Cellular component (GO): nucleus
Molecular function (GO): pseudouridine synthase activity; RNA binding
Source: RefSeq, a predicted model, not a curated record